AUGGUUCGCACGACGUACUCGUCCACAGCGAGUCCGCCUCCAGAGUACAGCUCUACGUACGACCCUCCUAACUUCUACUCCCAGCCGGUUGCUGACGAGCGCACUCCGCUCAAUCCAGGGAACACGAGGAGAGCGGCAGGUCCCCGGAAUAAUCGGAUGUACUGGCAAACCAUUAACACAACAGAGCUAAUUGUGAUCCCAACAGAGCCAACUGCGACCAGGACAUUAGGCCGUUCGCUGCUCUACACGGUCCUCCUGCUCAUAGUAGCGGCGUUCAUCGUCGAGAACACAUGGAUCGCUACGAACUGUGCGGAGCAUCGGCAGGAGCUCGAGCGGUGGGAGCGCGAGCGCAAAGACCUCGAGCGCCAGAGAGAGGAGGAAAGACAGCAAUGGGAGAGGGAGAAGAGAGAGGAUGAGAGGCGGCGUCGGGAGGAAGAGCGAAGGCGGUUGGGGCUUUACUGGGAUGAACCUCAAGCAAAGAAUUGCGUGUCGUACGGGACCAGGGAGCACACCGCCCGCCUCCGGAAUAUCCCCUCUGGCUAUAAUUGGGUACAGGCCUGCGAGGAAAUGUCCAUCGAGAUUCACAACCGUACUAUUGACACGCCAAGCAGAUGCGAAGAUGCGGGUGCUUCGGGAAUAUUUGGGCAUUGGCAGGUUGGCUUCGAAGAGCCCGCUUGUGUGCCUUACUGGGGCGACUUGUAUGAUAAGGGCUGCGUUGGGUAUGGUACGCGCCUACAUCGCUUUGAAGCCCGUCUUUGGAACUUGCAAAAGGAUGACGACUGGACGAACAUGUGCGGUACGACACCCGCCGUGAUCCACGGUGUGCAUCAUGCGAAGCCCACGUAUUGCGAGUACAGGGGCGCCUUCUACGGUAUGGUCGGUAUGUGGGACCAAUCGGACCUCAGAUGUAGGUGA
Molecule: messenger RNA, 915 nt
Organism: Sparassis crispa
Lineage: Eukaryota; Fungi; Basidiomycota; Agaricomycetes; Polyporales; Sparassidaceae
Exons: 6
Coding region: 1-915 (304 amino acids)
Source: RefSeq, a predicted model, not a curated record